AUGCGUUACAUGAAUUCAACCUCAUCAUCUUCCUCCUCCUCCUCAUCAUCAUCACCGUCAUCGUCAUCAUCAUCAUUCUCUCCAUUAUCAUCGUCUAAAGACAAAACGGCGAACCGAAACUUGCCAAUAAGUGGGAAUUCCCGCGAUGUCCUGCUGAGUCACGUGAUGCAAGUGACCGACCAAUCAGACAACGAGUGCGAAACCAGAGGUACUUGUAACGAGAACGAUGCCAAUGACGAUGAUGAUGACGAGAUAAUCAUUGGGAGUUAUGAUGAUGAUAUUCACGAUGUUGCUGCUGACGACGACGAUGAUGUCAUAAACCUGGGUGGGUGUUUUCGGAGUGGGUGGAAGAGGAGGAGGAAUAAAAAAGAAUUCGCAUGCAAUGGAGGAUGGACCAUUGGAGACCACGUGCGUCUGUUCAUCAACUGGGCCGGAUGUCUCCAGACAGAUGUCUCCGGAUGUCUCCAGACGGAUCGGGACAAAAACUUUCGCAUUGCCGUCGAGAUCCUUCUACUCUGCGUUCUUCCGAUUGACUGA
This is a messenger RNA of Helobdella robusta, 537 nucleotides long. RefSeq lists its product as hypothetical. Lineage: Eukaryota; Metazoa; Annelida; Clitellata; Rhynchobdellida; Glossiphoniidae. The transcript is spliced from 2 exons. The record is from RefSeq and is a predicted model, not a curated record. Bases 1 to 537 code for a protein of 178 amino acids.